Cooperia oncophora is the source of this 1344-nucleotide messenger RNA. The record is from the annotation of a GenBank genome assembly. NCBI's taxonomy places the organism in Eukaryota, Metazoa, Nematoda, Chromadorea, Rhabditida, Trichostrongylidae.
AUGGAUGAGCUAAACCACGCAUCGGAAAAGGAGCAGCAGCGUUCACAGACGCCUCGUCCGGCCUUGGGAUGUGCUAACCGCCCGAUGCAAACAAUUGAAGAGGCGGCUGCAGAAAUGCAGCAGCAAGGUGGUGCUGUAAAUGUGCCACCCGUUUCAUGUAGCGGUCCGACUGCGACCACAUCUACUCCCAUGCCCGCUAUAACUUCUGCUGCUGAACGGGAACAAAGCGACAUCGAAAAGGCGAUAGCUGAAUCUCUAAUAUCGCAAGGACCACCGGGAAAUCGGUCUUACGUGUCAUCUUUACCUGCAAAUCCUGAAGAUAUGCUAAGGAAGGAAGGAGUUUCGGUUGGUUUGCACAAUACGGGUAACACCUGCUGGUUCAACGUGGUCGCCCAGCUGCUAUUUCACCUACCUCGUUUUCGUCGAGUUGUUUAUGAGUACAAUCCGAAACAGGUCGAAUCCACCGUUGAAGAUUCUGCGCAGAAAGCCGAUAUCACGGAGGCCGAUCUUGUGGAGAGAAUGAGAUAUUUGUUUGCAAGUAUGGAUCUUGGAAAUAGACGGUAUAUCGAUCCCAGCGAAGCGCUCAAUGUCGUCAGUGCCUUAGCCGCUCGUAGUAAAAGCGAUGUGAUUCUUGGCCGGCAGCAGGAUGCGUCAGAGAUGAUGUCAAAUUUGAUGGAAUGGAUGGAAAAAGGAUUGGCGUUGCAACAAAAUGCUCCCGAACCCGAACAAAAUGCGGAACAAAAUGCCGAAGAGGUUAAGCAGUCAUCACCACUCGUUACCAGUCGUAGUUUGGAAGCGAUGGAAAUUUCUCCAGUUGCUUCUGUUGAUGCAGUAGGCUCUGCAAUCAUGGACGCUACUGUGUCAGACCAGGCAGAACCAACUGUCGUGAAAGUUGAGGAAAUGAGUACGUUCCCGAAAUAUCUUGAUCAUUUGCCCUUCCACCUUUUCAUUGCUCAAACCAAAAACUGUUCAGAUGUAGAUACGCAACAGCCACAACAGCCUGUUGCCAAAUCUCCUUCACGUCAGUCAAACCUAGAAUGCAUAAAGGCCUUAUUCCACGGAUGUCAGGCGGAGCGUAACGAUGUAACGAACUCAUGGAAUAAACUGGAAUACACUUCCUUAUUUCCCGUCCAUGUUUCACAUGGUAACUUACACGAUGCUCUUGAAGCUCAUCAGUUUCUGAAUGAUUCAGGGAAUGAGCCAUGGUUCGAGACUUUACCCGCCGUCUUGAUUUUCUCAUUGGGUCGUUACUUCUUCAAUGGUACAAAAGGCGAAACAGAAAAACUCAACAUGCGUUUUCACUUUCCUCGUACAAUCUUCAUGGAUCGGUACAUGGCCAGGUGA